UGUAUAAAACUGGCAUUAAAACCAAAUGUCGACGCAUAAAAUUGUCUUUUGAAUGCUUAGAUAAGCCAUGUUAUGAGUUGUCAAAUGAGUUAUUACACGAUUCUCACCACUCCGAAUAUCUUAAGCAGAUUCCAACAACCCAACUUCAAAGGCUUUUAAGCAUUUUAAAAGAUCUUAUUAAAGGUGUUUCGUUAUCUGAAAGUUUAGCUAACAAUGAUAAGCUAUACACAAUCGAUCCAGAUGAGAACUUAAAUUUAUUGGAUAAAGGCAAAAAAAAAGAAAUUAUGAACGAAUUGUAUUUGCUCAAUCAAGAAACACCAGAUGAUGAGGGCUUUGUUUAUGAUAAGCAGGUGGAUUUUAAGCAUUCAUUGAUUGAAACCUGCGAUUGGGAUGAUACUGAAGAAGAGUUUUGA
This is a messenger RNA of Protopolystoma xenopodis, 413 nucleotides long. The record is from the annotation of a GenBank genome assembly. Lineage: Eukaryota; Metazoa; Platyhelminthes; Monogenea; Polystomatidea; Polystomatidae.